Messenger RNA from Trichomonas vaginalis G3, 408 nucleotides. RefSeq lists its product as uncharacterized. The record is from RefSeq and is a predicted model, not a curated record. The transcript has a single exon. Bases 1 to 408 code for a protein of 135 amino acids. NCBI's taxonomy places the organism in Eukaryota, Parabasalia, Trichomonadida, Trichomonadidae.
AUGGAUUCAUGCACUAAGGAAUUUUAUGAUAACCUUUUAACAUAUUUUAUCAAUUACGACCUUUCAUCAUUUAAUGUACGAAUCAUACCGAUGACUGAAGCCAAACAAGAUUUAAUUGAAUUAUCAACAAAUCCUUUAGAUGUAUGGAUAAAUACACAUUAUGAUGAAUUAUGUGCAGGUAUGACGUGUAAAAAUGCUCUAUUCUGCAAAUCAUCAGACAUGAAAGACAAAAACUUUCAAAUGAGCAUUAAGGAUAAAUGUGAUAGGAAACAUAGAAGAAUAGACGAUAAACAAACAUGGUGUUAUGUUUUGAAAGAAGAAAUGAAAGGAUUAUAUAAACAGGUUGAACCAAACGAUAAUGAGGAUUCAUUUACUGACGAUGAAAUACCUGUAAAUGAAGCUUUAUAA